AUGCAGGUACCAGAGAUAGACCAAGAGCACUGUCUGGACCUUCUUUCCAGGCUCAUCCAGAUCAAGAGCUAUUCUCAGACUGAUGGAGAACUGGAGGCAACAAGAUUUAUGGCGAACCAGAUGAAAAGCAUCGGCCUGGAAGCAGACGUCUUUCCUUUUGACGAAGGCCGGAGACAAAAUGCUAUUGGAAUCUGGAAAGGAAAGGGGGUUGCUGGAGGUUCACAAGCUCCCAAAACCUUACUUUUCAAUGGCCAUCUGGACACGAACCCUGUCUCUGAAGGAUGGACGGUGGACCCCUGGGAAGGCAAAAUCGAUGAGGAAUUCAUUUACGGCAUCGGAGUCAGCAACAUGAAGUCUGGCUGUGCAGCCUACUUUUGUGCCGUCGAGGCCCUCCUUCAGAGCGGAUGGCGACCCAAGGGAGACGUGGUCUUGACAUAUGUCGUGGGAGAGCUCCAAGGAGGCGUCGGUACUAUGGCUUUGAUUGAUCAGGGCCGGGUACAAAGGGCUGACUAUUUCGUCAACUGCGAGCCUUCAGACAUCAAAGCUGUUACCAUGCAUGCAGAAGCAUUGGUCUUUGAGAUCGAAAUCAUCGGGGUUACGCGGCACAUGUCCGCGAAAGAGGAGGCUUCCGACGCUAUUCUGGCUGGAUGCGAGCUGAUCUUGCAGAUGGACAAGAUGAAGUUCCGCGGGGCAAAGAGCAGCGAACAUGAGAAGUGCAACCGGUGUUCGGUGGGCGUUGUUCAUGGUGCUCUUGGCAAGGACUUGGUUGAAUGGCGGCCGGCUCAAGUUGCGGACGUUUGCAGGCUCGCCGGGAGCGCGAGAUAUGCUCCCGGCCAAACCCAAGACAGCGUCAUGACCGACAUCCGGGAACUGGUCGACAAGAUCAUUGAGAAGUAUCCCGGGAUGUCGGCGACGGUCAGCCAAAGAUUUGAGCCGACAAUGCCUGCGUUCGAGGUUUCACCUGAGUCGCGCAUUGUGACGUCUUUGAAUAAGGCUUACCGUGAAAUUCGGAAUCAAGAGCAACCAACUGGUGUUCUUGCGCCGACUUGUUUCUACGGGUCUGACGCCGGGCAUCUCUUCAAAACUCUGGGUAUGGAGGGGAUAGUCUGUGGUCCCGGAGGGAAGUACAACACCCGGCCGGACGAAAAGGUCGACAUUGUGGACUAUAUUGAUUGUAUCAAAAUGUUUAUGCGUUUGAUCAUCAAGGUGGCCCAAAAAGAGGCAGAACAGCUGAUGCUGGAGACACCUACAACGGCCAACCUGCGUCAUUGGUCCAAAGAAUACAGCGCGGAACCCCAUCUCGCCGGCGAUCUGGCCCACGCCACACGCAUCCGAGAUCUUUGGAGAUCAUACGGCAUUCCCACGGAACUGGAACAGUACGAUGUGCUUCAAAACUUUCCCGUGUCACAAAGCCUUCAACUCCUCGACUCUGACGGAGAAGUCGCAUUCGAAGCGUCGUUGACAGAAGACGAGGUUCCUGAAGAUCCCACGUCAUCACCCAAGAAUGGUCUCCCAGCAUUCCACGGUUUCAGUGCCAAUGGCGAGACCUGCGCCGAGCUAGUUUACGCAAACUUUGGCGAGUUGAGAGACUUUGAGCUUCUCGAGUCGAAGGGGGUCUCAAUUAAAGGGAAAAUUGUCAUCUGCAAGUACGCCAAAGUCUUCAGAGGCUUGAAGGUUCGGGCGGCUGAGCAGUACGGCGCUGCUGCUGUUAUAUUGUACAACGAUCCACAAGAAGACGGGCAGUACACCGAGGCCAAUGGUUACAAGCCUUUUCCACAUGGACCAGCUAGGCAUCCCAAGUCUAUUCAGAGAGGAAGCGUCGACUUCUUCUCGAUAGCUGUCGGAGACCCUACGACCCCUGGGUACCCAAGCUUGCCUGGAACUGACGUCGAACGCCAAGAUCCUGGACACGCAACCCCGAAGAUACCAUCUCUUCCGAUAUCCUAUGCCGACGCUGUUCCAUUCUUGAAGGCCCUGAAUGGACAGGGUUUGAGUCCCUUUUCCAUGGGCGGCGAAGGGAGUGAUUGGAAAGGGUGCCUUACUGACGUACACUACUUCACGGGACCAAGCAAAGUGCGAGUCUCAUUAGCCAACCAUGGAACUUACAAAUACGCUCCGAUCUACAAUGUCAUAGGAACGAUUCGAGGACUGACGGACGAAAGCAUUGUUCUUGGAAAUCACCACGAUUCCUGGUGUUGCGGUGCCAUCGACCCUGUCAGCGGAACAUCUGCUAUGAAUGAGGUCGCCCGCGCUUUGGGAGAGCUGUGCCAGAGAGGUUGGAGACCAUAUCGCAAGAUAAUACUGGCAAAUUGGGAUAAUGAAGAGUACGGCUUGGUGGGCUCCACCGAAUGGGGUGAGCAUCACCAAGAAGAAUUGAGCAAGAAUUGCGUAGCAUACCUCAACGUCGAUGAGGCUACAAAUGGCGGCCAAGUACUCGGCGUCACAGGUAGCCCCCUGCUGACCAGCGUCCUCAUGGAUGUUACCCAAUUGAUCCGGUCACCAAUUCACGAAGGCAAGACUGUCUACGAUGAUUGGCUUGGUGACCAACGUCGGACUGACCCUGGGCGUUCAACCCCAGUGCUUGACCUCAUGGGAACCGGGAGUGACUACACAGUCUUCUUCAACCAUCUUGGCAUUCCCUCCGUCGACCUACUGUUCAAUCGCCAGGGCCAAGGAGUUUAUCCUUAUCACUCCAACUAUGACAGCUUCUACUGGGUUGAGAAGUUUGGUGACGUGGGCUUCAAGAAGCAUCUUGCCAUGGCUCAGCUAUGGGGACUUCUGACAGUUCGGCUCGCUGGCACCGGAAACAUCUUAUUUGAGGCUGUGGAGUAUUCAAAGGUUCUAGCACAUCACUCAAAAAUGCUGAAGACCGAAUAUGGGAGUUUGCUUGAACUCUCGGCCCUUGACGGAGCGAUAAGUCGAUUUCACGCUGCUGCUCUUGAAGUAGACGCGAGAUCGAACACCAAAGCUUCUGUCACAAACCUACAACCCGAUAGCGGUAUCUUUGCUCCAGGACUCUGGUACGGAUACGAUGGAGUUAUCUUUCCCGGGGCCAUAGAAUGCAUGGAGGCGGGGGACACGAAAGGUGCGACUCAGUGGAUCGCGAAGAUUGUUGAAGCCAUUGAGAAAGUGUCAAAGUUCAUUGUGAAUGACACUGAGCUCUGA
Colletotrichum gloeosporioides is the source of this 3165-nucleotide messenger RNA. Its product is annotated as putative glutamate carboxypeptidase. Gene Ontology annotation, molecular function: carboxypeptidase activity. The record is from RefSeq and is a predicted model, not a curated record. The transcript is spliced from 6 exons. NCBI's taxonomy places the organism in Eukaryota, Fungi, Ascomycota, Sordariomycetes, Glomerellales, Glomerellaceae. Bases 1 to 3165 code for a protein of 1054 amino acids.